AUGACGAAGGUGCUGGUUGGGCUUAGAGUUCUGUCUAAAGGAAAUUUCUUAUCAGAGGUAGCCGACCUGCACGGCAUAUCGAAGCAAACAGCGUCAAGGGUGUUGCAUGAGUUUGUAGACGCUGUAAAUCGAAAUAUUGACAAUAUAAGAUUUCCAAGAACACAACAAGAAUUGGCAGAAGCAAAACUUGGCUUCUACAAAAGAUGCAAAAUUGCCAAUAUCGUAGGUGCAGUCGACGGAACACUCGUCCCUAUCAUUGCCCCGAAAGACAGUGGCGAAGCCUACAUAUGCCGGAAAGGAUUCCAUGCUAUAAAUGUGAUGGCUACAUGUAGCCACGACAGAAGGUUCAUCGACAUUGUCGCCAAGUGGCCAGGGUCGCAGCAUGAUUCUUCUGUCAUGAACACCUCGUCGUUGAAGGAACACAUGGAGAGUGAGAGGCCAGGGAUGCUGCUGGCUGAUAGCGGUUAUCCACUCACUACCAGCCUGCUAACUCCGCUUGCUAAUCCCGUAACGCCUGCUGAAGCAAGAUAUAACAACGCGCAGAGCAAGGGAAGGAUGGUUAUCGAGCAGAGUUUUGGAAUCCUGAAAGGAAGGUUUCGAUGUCUCCACAAAACCGGCGGUGUGUUGAGUUACAGUCCCGAAAAGUCGUGUGCAAUUUUUAUGGCAUGUGCCAGGUUGCACAAUAUGUGUUUGGAUUGGGGUCUGACACUGGACGAUGCCCAAGUAGUGGACCCAGGCCAAGAUGCUAUGGAGGCCUGGAUGGGACAACCAGGCUUGCAGGUGCAAGAACUGCGACGACGAGUUGUGAACACUUUUGUGUGAAAUUGAACGUAGUUUGUUUGUUCCAUUUCCUUUAAUUUAAAUAGUUUGUGAUCGCUUUGUGUUAAUACAUGAUGCAAAGUAUAAUACAAAUGAAUGUGUGCACUUACUAAGUGAUGUAAAAGUAAACAACAAAUAUACAGUAUUGUGACCUUUACAUGGAAGUUAUUGGUUGCAAAUGGACUGAACAUGUUGCCCUGAUUAACAGAGUGAUCAUUUUGUACAAGUAUUACAAUUAACUGUUAUUCAAGUCAUAUAUGUAAUUUAUGCAAUUGAUAUGAAUUGUCAAAAUGGAACAAAUAACAAAGAAAUGCCAAAACAAAUCAUUCGUUUUCCAAAGUCCCUUUUUAAUGCUGGCAUAUCCGCAAUGUUAACACAUUUGUAAACAUUCAACAAGACGGCGUUUUAAAACAACGUAUUAAAGCCAUAUUUUUUAUUCCACCAUGCAAUUUUGCAAACCUAAGAUUUGAGCUAAUUUGCUUAUUAUUUAACAAAUAGGAUCAAUUUUCAUACUUAUAAGAGAUGUGUUCAUUCAAAUAACCUUAAAGCGUUUAAAUGUAUGAAAUUGGGAUAAUAUUUCUUCAUUUUCUUAAAGCUGCACUCUCACAGAUUUACCGUUUUGAUAACUUCUUUAUUUUUGUUUUGGUAUUUAAAUUAACAAUUUGUUUGCUUAUAUCUGUAUUCCAGUAAUGUAACAAUGAUGACAAACAAUCAGCUUGGUUUCAUAAAUCCUGUUUUAUGGCUAAAAGCGUUACUUACAGUUAAAGGAGAAUGCAUUAAUUUAAACAUAUUUUUUUAAACUUAAUUACAAAAAUCUGCGAUCUGAUUUCUUUAUCAGCCGUCUUAUAGCAUUGGUUUCCUUGCAUUUACGCAUAAAUUUGCUUGUUCCAAAACAGAAAAUAAAAUUAAUUGUCAAAUCAUUCAAUCUGUGAGAGUGCAGCUUUGAGGUUUUACAUAAAUACCUAGUUUUUUUACCCAAGUUCCUAUUCUAAUCAGGUGCAGGAAAAAUUUGGCUUAAAAUUAUGACAUAAACAUAACAACAUAUAAAUAUCACAUAUUUUUUACGAGCAAUUUAAGGGCUAUUUAUUGAC
Mya arenaria is the source of this 1910-nucleotide messenger RNA. Its product is annotated as putative nuclease HARBI1. The record is from RefSeq and is a predicted model, not a curated record. The transcript is spliced from 7 exons. Bases 1 to 822 code for a protein of 273 amino acids. Lineage: Eukaryota; Metazoa; Mollusca; Bivalvia; Myida; Myidae.